This is a messenger RNA of Lates calcarifer (barramundi perch), 1139 nucleotides long. RefSeq names its product MIA SH3 domain containing (gene mia). Gene Ontology annotation, biological process: extracellular matrix organization. The coding region runs from base 339 to 725 and encodes 128 amino acids. The transcript is spliced from 4 exons. Gene Ontology annotation, molecular function: protein binding. NCBI's taxonomy places the organism in Eukaryota, Metazoa, Chordata, Actinopteri, Centropomidae. The record is from RefSeq and is a predicted model, not a curated record.
GGGGUGAAACAGGGUGAGAGACGGAGAGAGGGGAAGGCCGGGAGACAAGCCAGACUCUGUCUAAUCUGGCCCUCCUCCCCCUCAUCCCCCAUCCUGUUUACCUGCUUGAAGGUUUUGAAAGGGGCUCUGUGUGUGUGUUUGUGUGUGUGUGUGUGUAUGUGUGUGUGUGUGUGUGUUCAUCUACGAGGUAGGGGGUAGGGAGACUAGAAAAGGGGGGCUGCUGUCAUUACACUCCCUUCUCGGAGACGGCAAACAGACAAAAGGGGACAAAUAAAAACCCACAGGACACUCCUUAAGCAUAAAGUCCAUUGGAUCAGUAGGUGUCUUCACAGACAGACAUGCCUUGCAGACUCUGGCUUGCUCUUUCAGUGUGGCUUUUGCUGCCAACCUCUGAAGCUGGACGGCAUAUGCCUAAACUCUCUGACAAGAAACUCUGCGCUGACUCGGAAUGCAGCCACCCUAUUUUGAUAGCUCGUGCACUGCAGGACUACUACCCUGGAGACUGCAGGUUCAUCCCCAUCAGACAGGGGCAGCUCGUCUAUGUCUACGCAAUGCUAAAAGACAGAGGGAACCUCUUCUGGGCUGGCAGUGUGCAAGACUCGUAUUACGGGCAACAGGAGGCUCGCAUCGGCCACUUCCCCAGCAGUGUUGUGGAGGAGACACAUCCUCUCAUGCCAGCCAGCACCGAAGUGAAAACUACUAAAUGGGACUUCUACUGUUACUGAUGAGGCUUUCACCAAUAUGAUCCACAUUACAAGUAUCAUCUGAUCUUACACACAUUGUAACUGCUGAUAGUCUGCUAUUUAGGGAGAUAUGGGCUCAGCUCUACAUAGCGACAAACAACUGUGCUUUUUCUUGUUGAUUGUGUAUCCCAAAGAGUGUCCAACAAGCUAUGUUGUACUAAAAAGUACUAAAAAGCAACAGCAAUGUAAAGGAUUUCUGCCCUAAUUCCCCAAUAUUAUAUUAAGGAGAUAAAUUAAAAGGAAUUUGAAUGCUCCUUUAAUCUAAUGGAACAGCCAUUCAAUACAUAGGCAGGAUAUAACAGUGUUGAAACUACUGUAUUUGCAUGUUUGCUUGUAGAAUAAUGAAGAAUUAACUGUAUAGACUUGACAAAAGUGAAUAAAAACCUCAGCAUAACA